AUGUUUCGUAUUGCAACGGACACCGACAAUAUGUCUUUUAUUGAAGAAUACGGCACACCCCCCGAGCAACAAUUGUUUCAAAUCGAUGAAACAUUAGGAAACGUAGCAACCGCGCAUCAAGGCCAAACAGUUGACAUCACUCGCUCCGACGUGCCGGGCGGCUGGGGCCAGCGCCUGUCCCUGGUGUGCGUGACGCCGGCCUUGGCUGGGCUGUCGGAUCGGCCACAAGUUCAGGCGACCGGGCCAGAAUCGCUCCUGCUCUCUCCCAGGGACAACCAGUCGGUCACGGUGACCUACCCGGAGAAGCUCGCCACUACCAUGCAAGGCUGCGAGUGUGCCACCAUCUACCUGGAGAUGGCCGUGGAGGGCUCGGGAGACUGGCUGCGCCGCGAGGGCGUGGAUGGGCUUUGCAGCGACUGGGGCAGCCGAAGGUGCGUCGUGGAUCGAUUGGCGGCAGGUCAAAUCUACGAGGGCCGCGUCCGCAUCCAGUGCAGCGACACCGGGCUGAGCAGCAGCUGGACCCUCGCAGGUGCCACCGUGAGCACGAACCUCGAGGCCUUCACGGUGACCGGCUCCAUCUCAGUGCAGGCCUCUGGGCGGCGCCUGGCAUCGAGCGGAGCCUUCCGCGCGCGGCUGCGCGCCACGCUGAGCGAGGUCGCGGAGGUGGAGGAAACCGCGGUGCUUGUCGAAGACGGCGUCGUGGGCGGCACGGCGUCGCUCGAUUUCGUCUUGGCCGCUUCGACGAUCGGGCUUGAGUUCGACGAAGCCGAGGCAGAAAACGUUGCCGAGGCGACCGCCCAGCGCCUCACAUCCAGCUUGGCUUUGGACUUCCACAGCAAGCUCGCACAAAAGUUGGGCUACAGCGUGGACGUCGAGGUGCUGCAACCGGUCACGGUUGAGCGGCAGAGCGAUGCGUUUGCCACCUGCGGCCAGCCCCCGCUUGUGGCCAACGCCGCCGCCAACUGGACACAAGCAGCAUGUCUCGGGCGAACAUGGUCUGACGGGCCCUGCGCCGUGCCCUGCGAUGUGGGUUUCCUCCCCGAGGGCAGUGGCUUCCUCUGCGGCGUGGACGGCGCCUGGUUUGACGUGCCACGCUGCGCGUCAAUCUGGACCGUGGGUGAGUGGGGCGAAUGCCUAGGCGUCCCCGGAAACUGCGGGGAAGGCGGUGUGCAACGGCGUGAGGCAGGGGACAAGAAGGUCCUGAUCGCCAUGACCGUUCGGUGCUCAAAGCGCGCCCGAAGGACCGAGAUGUCGGAGGAGGCUUCUCGCGACGCCGACGAUGAGAUGCAGGACCUCGAGCGUCUGGGCACUUCUUCUUGCUAG
This is a messenger RNA of Symbiodinium natans, 1323 nucleotides long. Lineage: Eukaryota; Dinophyceae; Suessiales; Symbiodiniaceae. The record is from the annotation of a GenBank genome assembly.